Molecule: messenger RNA, 660 nt
Organism: Acytostelium subglobosum LB1
Lineage: Eukaryota; Evosea; Eumycetozoa; Acytosteliales; Acytosteliaceae
Exons: 2
Coding region: 1-660 (219 amino acids)
Source: RefSeq, a predicted model, not a curated record
AUGCCAGUCAGACAAGAGCAAGAAUACCAAACAGUAGACUAUAGUAUUCUCAACGAUAAGGUCAACUUCCACAAGCUAGUCAACUCAACAAACAAGUUCAGACUUGUUGUGCCAGACACUGUGAUACCAGAGGGCACUACAUCAAUCAUCUAUUUCAUCAAUGUUGCGCCCACAGUAGGGAUGUUCCCAGACAGUGUUCAAACACUUGAGUUCAACUACAGGUUCCGACAACCCUUUGACUUUGGCACACUCCCCUCCAAUCUCACCUCUCUCAUGCUUACAGCAAUAUACGAUCAAGUGAUGCCGGUUGGCGAGCUCCCGGCAAGUCUUACCAAACUCGAGUUUGGGAGGGAUUACAAUCACUCCAUCCCAAUUGGGUGGCUGCCAUCGGGAUUGAAGACAUUGAUAUUCGACACCAACUUCAAUCAGCCCAUCAUUGUUGGCUCAUUGCCAAAUGGACUGAUCACGCUCAGACUAAGCACCUGCUUUGAUCAACCCCUUGAUAUAGACGCACUCCCGCCCAGUCUGACCUACCUCAAGUUUGGCAACUCGGAGAAUAGUGACUAUUAUUCACCGGGCGUCUACAAUCGGCCAUUCCUGUCAUGCGUUGGACAAUGGAUCAAUCCCACCCUCUGUAACACGUCUACAAAUACAUCAUGA